Molecule: messenger RNA, 336 nt
Organism: Morus notabilis
Lineage: Eukaryota; Viridiplantae; Streptophyta; Magnoliopsida; Rosales; Moraceae
Exons: 2
Coding region: 1-336 (111 amino acids)
Source: RefSeq, a predicted model, not a curated record
AUGAGCUUCAAUCACUUUAAGACCCAGGAAGACCAUGAACAACACUCAAGGAUCAUUCUCCAGACUCUUCGUGAACAUCAGCUUUACGCGAAGAAAGAGAAGUGUGACUUCUGGUUAACAGAAGUCAGGUUCCUUGGAUAUGUCAUAUCUGGACAAGGAAUCUCAGUGGAUCCUUCAAAGAUUGCAACGGUGCUGCAAUGGAAACGACCAAAGAAUGUAGCUGAAAUUCGAAGCUUCCUAGGACUUGCGAGGUAUUACCAGCGAUUUGUAAAGAACUUCUCGAGCAUUGCUGCUCCAAUGACUCGAUUGAUGAAGAAGGAAGUCAAGUUUGAAUGA